Messenger RNA from Calliphora vicina (urban bluebottle blowfly), 6620 nucleotides. RefSeq lists its product as uncharacterized. The coding region runs from base 36 to 6620 and encodes 2194 amino acids. Gene Ontology annotation, biological process: cAMP biosynthetic process; intracellular signal transduction; adenylate cyclase-activating G protein-coupled receptor signaling pathway. Lineage: Eukaryota; Metazoa; Arthropoda; Insecta; Diptera; Calliphoridae. The transcript has 27 exons. Gene Ontology annotation, molecular function: adenylate cyclase activity. The record is from RefSeq and is a predicted model, not a curated record. Gene Ontology annotation, cellular component: plasma membrane.
GUAACUAAAUAAAAAAAACACCAACUGCCUGCAAGAUGUCACAUCUUUCAUCCAGCACAAACACCCACAUCUUUCGUUCGCUGUCGUCGGAGAGUCAGAAAAAAGAUUGGUCAAAACGUUUGUCCUUGCGUGGCAUACGUCAUGGUGCAGCUGGCAAUAGUCCAUCAUCUGCCAAAGAUGAUUGCAAAAAACACAAAUUUUUCAAUCGUUCCUCUUCGCUGAAGCAAUCACCUAACACUGCUAUACAACAGCCAUCAUUGGAUUUGGGUGUUGGUGGCCAGACAAGCACCACAGCGUCACAGUCUGGCUCCCAGCAAGCGUCGACGCCAAAGAAAUCAAAUUGGGAAGUAAUUGAACAUUUUAAUACGAAUGCCAAAGGUGGUAAAGCUGUUGUUAGCAGUAGUCUAAUUGCGGCUGGUAUUACACGUUGCAAUAUUGAUGAAUCGAUUGAUUCAACAAAUUCCAGUUCAACCUGUCAAAGUCCAAUGACAAAUCAACGUGAUGAAGCUCAUCUCCUGCAACAAAAUUAUGAUUCAUCGGACACAGGACGUAAUAUUGAGGCCAAUACAAAUAUGAAUGCAAACCUCAGUCCAACAAUAUCCUUUUGGUUUCGUUUGAAUCGCAUCAUCUUACGUUUGUGUAGCACGCAUCAAUUUAAAAAUCUACAAGUGGAAAUGUUAUAUCAACGUUAUUUUCUGCGCAUGAAUCAAAGUAAUACCACACAUAUACUGGUCCUAUUAUUAGCGCUUAUUUUGGCGCUAUCAAGUGCUCAUAUCGUUUUCACAACCAUGCAAGUGAAACGUAACUUUUCGACAACUUUUCACGAUGAUAUUGUAAAUGUGGCUGGCAACAGCAAUAAAACUAAUAUUAUGGCCGCAACCCAACUAUUUAUACCUGGUCAACAAAUCAAGGAAGAGGGGGAGGGGGAGGCGGCAGCCGUGUCCGCCGAACAACAGAAAGUAACAAAAGAUGAUAAAUUUAUAAUAUCCGCUUUGCAACGAAACAUGGAAAUACUCUAUCAAUUACCACCAAAAUUUAAUUUAACAGCAACUACAGCAAAUGCCAAAUACUAUAGCAAUCAAAUUGCUAAGACGAAAACAAAAAGUUUUCAAUCUUAUGCCAACUAUAAUGUUGUGAAUAAGCCUGGUGGUAAUGGGGCAGGUGAAAUUAAAGACGCUGAAAAUGAUGAGGAUGAUAAUGAUGAUGGUGUGGAAGUCGAUAGUAACCACAAGCCAACCUCGUUAAUAUUGCACAAGCUACCAUCCUUACAAGAAUUUAUAGCAAAUGCCAAAGUUACUACUACAACAAUAGUAGAAGCAGCACAUUCAGCAACUGUCAACAGAACAUUACAGGAGCAAUAUCAGCAACACCAUUCCCCUCAACAGCACCAUCAUUAUACUCAACAUUCUAAUCAUAAUUUCUUACACACAAACAAACAACAGACGAGUUCAUCAACUGAUGCUGAUGAUGAUGCUGAUUAUCAUUAUUACCAGCAUCAUGAAAAACGCAAUCAUAAUGAUUAUGAAACAACUAAAAAUAAUAAAAAUUACAGCAAAUAUACAACUAUACAACGACUUGAGCAAGGACAUGAAAGACGGCAACAGCAGCAACAAGUUACUACAACUACUACUACCAUCACUACUUUGCACCAGCAGCUCCAUGGAAUAUCAAGGGAAAUUGUUGAUGCCAUCAGUGGACCAAAUCAGGAGCGAGAAGUUGAGGGGAUAAAUACAAAUAUAAAUACUUUUGUAGUGGCAGGUGACAAGCAAAAAGAAGAGAAUGUGUUAAAUGAAAAAAAUAAAUAUGAUGUAAAGAAUAAAGUUGAUGACUUGAUACAAUCAAAUGUAAACAGUAAUGAAAACAAACAACAGUUACAGCAGCAACAGGAACCGAAGAAGGAGCAACAGCAUCAUCAACAAUGGCAACUAAAUAAAAAGCGUAAAAAGAAAAAUAUAUUAAAUAUUAAUUCAUAUGAAAUUGAAAAUGAAAAAACCAAUCAUAACAAAAACAAUCAAACAAAAAUACAUCAUCAUCAUCACCAGCAUCAGCACCAUGGGCAACAACAUAAACAACACCCAAAUGACAAUGAUGAAGUUUAUUUGUAUGAAAACAACGUCAACAAUAUCGAUACUGUCACGCAAAAUUUAUCAAUCGACUACAACAACAGCAGCAGUAGCAUCAACAGUGAGAAUGUGGCCAAUGACAAUACCAUUUAUACUCAAAAUAUUUUGGUCACAAAAACUUUUGACAGCCAAAGCAAAGGUCCCAUUAGCUCAAGACUUCAGGCAGAUGCUGUGGCAGCCGAAGAAAAAGAAGGAGAGCUAGUAAGUGAGGCAGAAAAUGAAAACCUUAAAGUAAUAGAAGACGAAGAUGAUGCUGCCGCAGAAGAAGCAAAUGUAGUCAAUCAAUUUGAUUUCAUGUUGGCCGUCAUUCAGGAAAUUGAUGAAAAAAUGCUAGUUUUACUUAUUGUCAUGACCAUUUGCGUGUGUGUUUAUUCAUUUUUGUUGUGCAUUUUGGCAAAACCCGCCAUGAAUGAGAUUUUUUUAGUGCUGGUGUCUUAUGUCAUUGUUGGCACAUUUGUGGCAAUACAAAUAGCUGUGGGAUAUGCAACAUUGCCAAGUAAAUCAUUUAAUGGCACUGUGUGCAGUGUAAUUUUCAUUUACAUGACAUACACCAUGUUGCCACUACGUUUACGAGAAUCAUUAGUUGGUGGCAUCAUACUUUCUGCUACACAAAUCUAUACAAGUUUGCGUUAUGUAGAGGACACCUACCAGUGGCAAGAGUUAUUUAGCUCGUUAAUGGCUUUAUUUUUAUCCAAUCUGACCGGCAUUUAUACGCACUGGCCGAAGGAGAAGGCACAGCGGAAAGCUUUCAUUGAGACCAGACAAUGUAUAGAGGCUCGUUUGCGUACACAACGUGAAAAUCAACAACAGGAACGUCUUUUAUUAUCGGUAUUACCGCGACACGUUGCCAUGGAAAUGAAAGAUGAUAUCGCAGGACAACCGCGUGACACACAAUUCCACAAGAUCUACAUACAAAGACACGAGAAUGUCAGCAUUUUAUUUGCUGAUAUUUGCGGUUUCACAAGUCUGUCAGAUCAAUGUACGGCAGAGGAAUUGGUGCGUCUGCUAAAUGAACUGUUUGCAAGAUUUGAUCGAUUGGCCGCAGAACAUCAUUGUUUACGUAUUAAAUUAUUGGGUGAUUGUUAUUAUUGUGUCUCAGGGUUACCAGAACCUAGACCGGAUCAUGCUCAUUGUGCUGUGGAAAUGGGAUUGGAUAUGAUUGAUGCGAUAGCUUUGGUACGUGAGGUGAUGGCGGUUAAUGUCAAUAUGCGUGUUGGCAUCCAUACUGGACGUGUACAUUGUGGUGUUCUGGGUUUAGUAAAAUGGCAAUUUGAUGUGUGGUCAAAUGAUGUGACAUUAGCAAAUCAUAUGGAGAGCGGUGGCAUACCAGGACGUGUUCACAUCACCAAGGAAACGUUAAAGUGUUUGGAUGGUGACUAUGAAGUAGAGCAGGGUAAAGGGGAAGAACGUAAUUCAUAUUUAAAGGAUCAUCAAAUUGAAACAUAUCUCAUCGUACCAGGCGACAUUUAUAGGCCGCAUAAAAAGUCACGUAAUCGCUUGCAAGUGAAUGGCAACAUAUCGAAAGAAUUGCGUAUGAUGGGUCAUGGUAGUAUGCAGAAAAAUAGUUCCAAAUUCGGUUUCAAUGACAAUAGUGAAUCAACGAAAGAUCCCGAAGACGAAGUCAAUGAAUAUCUAAUGAGAGCUAUAGAUGCUCGCAGCAUUGAUCACUUACGAUCGGAGCACUGCAAAUCUGUACUAUUAUCCUUUAAAGAUAAUUCGCUGGAAAGAAAGUAUGUUACCGAACCAGAUCGCAUGCUGAGCGUAUAUUUUAAUUGUAGUUUUAUAGUAUUAAUUGGCACCACUGUCAUACGACUGUGUGUCUUUCAGAGCAAUGUUUAUACUGUAGGCAUUUCCUGUUUAGCUGUGGCUGUUAUGUUUCUCAUAUCCUUGGUGGUGGCAUGUCAUGAUCUCAAUGUCAAACUUCCGACUGGCAUCAAAGAGUUUUCAUUACAAAUUCACAGCAAUCGCAUGUUGUCGCAAUGUUUUGCAUUUUUAACAGUUGCAUUGAUUGCACUCACGACGGGACUAUCGAUGUUUCAAGAAAUUCUACUUAAUGCCACAACACCCACAAGUCUGAUUAGUGCUGAAUUUAGCAACUUUAAUAACAAUAGCAGCAGUAGCAGUACCAGCAACAGUAUUAGUAGCAGUAGUAGUGGUAGUGUUAGCAACAAUAAUACAUCAUUAUUCACAGAUGAUAUAAAUUAUGAAGAUACAAUAAAAAUAUUAGCAACAGCAACAGCAACAUUAACAAUGACACCACCCACCGAUGAAGCAACAGCAGGUGCAAAAUUCAAAAACUUUGACUGUGAUUAUUAUUUAGCCAUUAAUACCUUUUUGUUGCUGACAUUACUCUCCAUGAUGACCUGUGCCACUUAUCAAGUUCUACGCAUCUUGUUGAAGUCAAUUUUAUUGUUGAUGGCCUCGGCUUAUUACAUUGGAUUUUCCAUUUAUUUUCUUGUCCAAGAGGAAAUUCAUUUAAAGUUGGACAAUGAAGAAGCACUAUUGCGUUAUAUAAUUGAUUCAAUUUUCCUUUUUGCUUUUAUGGUUGCAUUGAUUUUUCACAGCCAUCAAACGGAGGCAACGUAUCGCUUGGAUUUUAUUUGGAAACUACAAGCCACGGAGGAAAAGGAAGACAUGGAACAUUUACAAGCGUACAAUCGCAAACUGCUGGAGAACAUUUUACCCGUACAUGUGGCUGAACAUUUUCUGAGUCGUGAUAAAAAUAUUGAUGAUUUAUAUCACGAACAAUGCGAUAGUGUUUGUAUUUUAUUCGCUUCGAUACCAAACUUUAGUGAAUUCUAUGUAGAGCUGGAAGGAAAUAACGAGGGUGUCGAAUGUUUACGUCUGCUCAAUGAAAUUAUAGCGGAUUUUGAUGAAUUACUAAGUGAGGAACGUUUUCGUUAUAUUGAAAAGAUUAAGAGCACAGGAGCUACGUAUAUGGCUGCCUCCGGUUUAACAGCUCAGACCUGUGAUAUGGUGAAUUAUAAGCACAUAACAGCCAUGGCGGAUUAUGCUCUGCAAUUGUUUGAUAAAAUCGAAGAGGUCAAUAUGCAUUCGUUUAAUAAUUUUCGUAUGAGAAUUGGCAUCAAUAUCGGUCCUGUUGUGGCGGGUGUAAUUGGUGCCCGCAAGCCUCAAUAUGAUAUCUGGGGUAAUGCCGUGAAUGUUGCUUCGCGCAUGGACUCUACGGGCUUAGUCGAUCAUAUACAAGUCACCGAGGAAACUUAUCAAAUUCUAAAGCCACGUGGCUUCGAGUUGACUUGUCGCGGCAGUGUUAAUGUCAAAGGCAAAGGAUCCAUGAUCACGUACUUCCUCAAGGGUAAAUCAGCCGAAGACAAAAUACAAAAUCAAACUUCACUACCGGCAGAAAUUAUAAUGGAAACAACGACAGUGGAGAAUGAAACAAAUCCCAAUGGAGACAUUGUUAAUUUGGACACAAAAACUGAGGACAGCAAAUGUCCACCCGAAACAUUGGCGCUAUCAAAACAAGUCAGUAGUAAUUUAACCGAAUCGGAAGAUUUAUCACCCGAUAUUGAUCUCAAUUCAAAUAUGAGCAAUUUAACAGCACAACGACGCAAAUCACUGUGUAGACAACACAAUAUUUCCUCAUCCUUUGGCACAACGGUGAGUUCGAAUACCUCGGUAACGCCGUGCAUAUCGAAUAGUUCAAGUGUUAUAACCAUAGGCACUCUACCGACCAUAGCCAAAAACAAUUCCUCCUCCAUUGAGAACACCUCUGAGGGUAAUAGUAUAAUGAGCAAAGCUAAUUUCCUGCCACGCACGGCCCUGGAUGAGUUGAAGGACGGUGAGACGGAGAGUGACAAGGGUACGCAUAAAAAUUCCAUAGAAAAUUUAGAAAUAUUACUCAAAAAUAAUAUAAGCCUCUCAGAUCUUAAUAACAAACAACAACUGAACCUGAGAGCCACAGAGGCAACACGUAAUCCCUAUAAAACAGCUACAGUUGUCAAUUUUAAAAGCGAGACUGUAGCGAAAAGAAAGCAACGUUCCGUUACCGCUAUUACGGCAACCAUGACUAGCAGUAGCAAUCAUGCAUCCUCAUCACCCCAACGUUAUUCGGAUACAACGCAUUUGUUGAAGGACUCUUCAACACUGACCCCGCCACAUUCGCCAACACAUUUAAACGAUACUAACGAUACAUUUGAAACACCUUGCCAACUAACAUUCUCCUCUCAAUCAUGUACCACCUCACCUGACUCCAAAGCCAUAUGGUUAAAUCUAAAACCCCAUCAUCAACAUCUAAACCAACAUCAAUCUCAUCACAAUCAUCAUACAACUAUGAAAACAUCACAAUCCUUAAGUCCUCUGGGUCUCUAUACCGAAGUCAUCAAUAUACCCAACUCACGCAGUAUGAUUGUUAUAACAACAGCUCCCAACUCAGCAGAAGAUGCCAUGGCAGCUGUAACAUCAUCCUCUCCAGAUUCUCCACACAACAAUUCCACAAAUUCCUCAGUACCAUUAACCGAUGUGGCAAGUACUUAA